Molecule: messenger RNA, 974 nt
Organism: Puntigrus tetrazona (Sumatra barb)
Lineage: Eukaryota; Metazoa; Chordata; Actinopteri; Cypriniformes; Cyprinidae
Product: trypsin II-P29-like
Exons: 6
Coding region: 21-959 (312 amino acids)
Biological process (GO): proteolysis
Molecular function (GO): serine-type endopeptidase activity
Source: RefSeq, a predicted model, not a curated record
UCACAGAAUAGAUCAAGAGUAUGAAGUUUAUUACAGCUUUGAGUGCUGCUGGAACCAUACUUCUCAACAUAGCAGGAUCUCUCUGCCAGUUAGAUGUGUGUGGUCAAGCCCCUCUUAACAGCAAGAUUGUUGGAGGACAAGCCGCAGCGGCAGGGUCUUGGCCGUGGCAAGCCAACCUUCUUAUCACCUGUGACGGGGGUCAGUGCUUGUGUGGUGGGAGUUUAAUUAACAAAGACUGGGUUUUAUCAGCAGCUCAUUGCUUCCAGGGCUCUCUGGGUACCAUUCGGAUCUACCUGGGACGUCAGAGCCAGUGGGGAUCAAACCCUAAUGAAGUUCUCAGGACAGCAAGGACAGUUGUCAACCAUCCUGACUAUUCCGAUUCUACACACGACAACGACCUAGCACUACUUCAGCUCUCUUCUUCUGUGACCUUCUCUGAUUACAUUAGGCCGAUCUGUCUGGCGGCUGCUGGGAGUAAUUUCGCCGCAGGUACAAACAGCUGGGUCACCGGCUGGGGAACACUACAGUCAGGAGGUUCGAUUCCUAACAUCCUGCAGGAGGUCAUGAUACCAGUUGUGAGCAACAGUGACUGUGAUGAUGCUUAUGACUCUAUUAAAAUCACAAGCAAUAUGAUUUGUGCUGGAUUGUUAAAUCAGGGAGGAAAAGAUUCAUGCCAGGGCGACUCUGGAGGUCCGUUGGUGAUUAGAAACGGCUCUCUGUGGAUUCAGCCCGGUGUUGUGAGUUUUGGUAUUGGAUGUGCUGACCCCAAAUAUCCUGGUGUGUACGCCAGAGUCUCUCAGUACCAGGACUGGAUCACCUCUACCAUAGGCAGCAACCCUCCUGGAUUUGUUCAAUUCAACAACAACGGGUUCAGAAGCUCACCCAACCUCCUUUUAAUUUCGGUUUCUCUCACAUCCUCCAUCAUUCCUUUUGCAUGCUCCCUAUAUCUCUCUACAUAAAUAUUGUUUGUAUGA